This is a messenger RNA of Mycena citricolor, 637 nucleotides long. The record is from the annotation of a GenBank genome assembly. NCBI's taxonomy places the organism in Eukaryota, Fungi, Basidiomycota, Agaricomycetes, Agaricales, Mycenaceae.
CCCACCUCCCUCCUCUCCCCCCUUCUUCAUUGCCCUGUUCCUCGCUUAGGACCGCAAAUCCACGAUGAAAUUCACAACCGCCGUGGCCGGACUCGCGUCUGUGAUGCUUUCGUUCGGCAGCACCGCCGCGCUGCCGCCGAACGCUCUCGACGUGUACAGCCCGCACAUGACGUACCCGACUGCCGGAGCCGUAUGGACCGUUGGGGAGAAACAAAACGUCACGUGGGACACGUCGAAUGCGCCGAAGCAGAUCACGGACAGCAAAGGACACAUCAUGCUGCGCAAGGCCGACUACACCACGCCCGUCAUCCUCGCGGAGGGGUUCGAUAUUUUGCUCGCGCAGAUCGAGGUGACCGUCCCGUGGGUCGUCGACGGAGACGACUACCAGCUCGUUUUGUUUGGCGGCUCCGGCAACCAGAGCCCGUACUUCACCAUCCAGGGCGCCUAAGCGAUCCCAGACGCUUAUUUGCUGUAUGAUAUCGCAAUCUGGUCAAUGUGGCAGCGUAGCGGACUCGGAAUUCUGUUUGAACGAAUGAGGCAGUACACAAUGUAAGACGGAACGUUGAUCUUUGUGAUACGCAAUAUUAUCCUCUUCCCGAUCGGCGACGCCUCGAAUCACGGAGUUAAAUCACGUUGC